This is a messenger RNA of Coccomyxa subellipsoidea C-169, 1152 nucleotides long. RefSeq names its product Clavaminate synthase-like protein. The record is from RefSeq and is a predicted model, not a curated record. The transcript has 6 exons. The annotation marks the transcript as partial. Gene Ontology annotation, cellular component: nucleus. Lineage: Eukaryota; Viridiplantae; Chlorophyta; Trebouxiophyceae; Coccomyxaceae. Gene Ontology annotation, molecular function: protein binding; cis-regulatory region sequence-specific DNA binding.
CUCUUGUCCUGUUCAGCCACCAGCAAGGCCCUGUACUGCUUCUGCACCCAUGAGGAACUCUGGAGGUCACUCACGCUGCAGGAGUUUGAGGGCAGCUUCCAGUACCGCAGCAGCUGGCAGCACACCUACCUGACAGCAACAGGCUUAAGAGAUGCCGAAACAGAGCCUUCCAGCAGCCCCCUCAGAGUGCAGGGGUUCUAUUCGGACAUUCUGUACCAGCCCUCUUUCUGCGCGACCACGCCCAUCAGGGAGGAGUGGCUGGAGAGGGACAAUCUGGAGCGCAGGAGCAGCCUCAGCGCCGAAGAGUUCCGCCAGCAGUACGAGCUGCCCAACUGCCCGGUCGUCCUGACCGAUGCUGCCAAGAAAUGGCCGGCGCGGAAGAAGUGGACUCGGAAGUAUUUGAGGAAGGCCUUUAAGGGGCAAAAGGUGAUGGCGGGGGAUUAUUCCAUGGCCUUUGAUGACUACCUGGCCUAUGCGGAUGCGGCCAGGGAUGACAUGCCGCUGUACCUCUUUGACUGCCAAUUUGCUGCCAAGGCGCCAAAGCUCGCCGCUGACUAUGAGGUACCGGAGUAUUUUGCGGAGGAUCUGUUUGGGGUGCUGGGGGAGGAUGCGCGGCCGCACCACCGGUGGCUGAUCAUGGGGCCGGCCCGGUCGGGCUCGUCCUUCCACAAGGACCCCAACGCCACCUCAGCCUGGAACGCCGUCAUCAAGGGGUCCAAGAAGUGGAUCCUUUUUCCGCCACACGUCACCCCGCCAGGCGUGCAUGCAAGUGCGGAUGGCGCUGACGUGGCGACACCGGUGUCGCUGGUGGAGUGGAUGCUCAACUUCUACGAUGCGUCCCAGCGAAUGCGCGUUCCUCCGGUGGAGGGCGUCGUGCGCGCGGGCGAAGUCCUCUUCGUGCCCCGCGGCUGGUGGCACUUCGCCAUCAACCUGGAGGAGAGCAUAGCGGUGACACAAAAUUACGUGAGCAGCGCAGGGCUAUCCGCAGUGCUGGCCUUCCUGAAGACGGGGAAUGCGGAUCUGGUGUCCGGCUGUGCCGAAGGCAACCGCGCCGACAUGCACGACCGCUUUGUGGAGGCCCUUCGAGAGCAGCGGCCACAGGUCAGUACAUGUCUAUGUUUGCAUUUUUCAGAUAUUGCACGUGCAAGUUAA